This is a messenger RNA of Arabis nemorensis, 1335 nucleotides long. The record is from the annotation of a GenBank genome assembly. NCBI's taxonomy places the organism in Eukaryota, Viridiplantae, Streptophyta, Magnoliopsida, Brassicales, Brassicaceae.
AUGGGGAGUAUCACAGAGCCAUGGUCAAUCGCCGAGAACGGAAACGCAAACGCGACCGCUAAAGGUUCGAGCAGGGAGCUACGACAUGGGAGAACGGCACACAACAUGUCGUCUUCGUCGCUAAGGAAAAAAUCAGACUUGAGAAUGAUUCAGAAAGUUCCAUGCAAAACUCUCAAGAAAAUUCUCUCAAAUUUCCAAGAAGUCAUUCUUGGUACUAAACUCACUGUCUUGUUCCUCGCCGUUCCUCUCUCUAUUAUCGCCAAUUCUUACCACUACGGUCGCCCUUGGAUAUUUGGACUGAGCUUGAUAGGACUGACACCGCUUGCUGAAAGAGUUAGCUUUUUGACAGAGCAACUAGCUUUCUACACUGGUCCAACAGUGGGCGGUUUGUUGAACGCUACUUGUGGAAACGCGACUGAGCUAAUAAUCGCGAUUCUAGCGUUGGCUAAUAACAAAGUGGCAGUGGUGAAAUACUCUCUAUUGGGUUCUAUUCUCUCAAACCUUCUCUUGGUUCUUGGCACUUCCCUCUUCUGUGGUGGUAUUGCCAAUAUCCGCCGCGAACAGCGGUUCGACCGGAAACAAGCCGACGUGAACUUCUUCUUGCUUCUUAUGGGUCUGCUGUGUCAUUUGCUGCCAUUGUUCUUAACAUAUUCAGCGACUGCAGAAACAUCGACCUCUCUCAUUAACAAAAUGUCGCUUACUCUGUCGCGAGCGAGCAGUAUUGUUAUGCUUAUUGCUUACAUUGCUUAUCUCAUCUUCCAGCUUUGGACUCAUCGCCAAUUGUUCGAGGAACAAGAGGUACCUAAAAGUUGCAUGUUCGACAGUGAUAGGAUUUUGGAGCGGAUUUGCUUGGCUCGUUGGGAUGACACUCGUCAUCGCAUUGCUAUCAGAGAUGCGUCGGACUCAUGGGGACUAUCAGUGAGUUUCAUAAGCGUCAUAUUGCUUCCCAUUGUUGGAAAUGCGGCUGAGCACGCUGGAGCCAUCAUUUUCGCUUUCAAAAACAAGCUCGACAUAUCUCUAGGGGUCGCAUUGGGCUCUGCAACUCAGAUUUCCUUGUUCGUGGUCCCAUUGAGUGUCAUCGUUGCGUGGAUUAUGGGAAUCAAAAUGGAUCUCAACUUCAACAUCCUUGAAACAAGUUCUCUAGCCGUGGCCAUUAUCAUCACAGCCUUCACUUUACAGGAUGGAACAUCACAUUACAUGAAGGGACUAGUUCUAUUCUUGUGCUAUGUCAUCAUCGCGGCCUGUUUCUUCGUCGACCAAAUUCCUCAAAAACAACCAAAUGGUAUGGGCGUGGGGCUUCAACCCAAGAACAAUUUGGGAGUUUUCUCAGCUUAA